GGUAUAAGAACAGAGAGUUUCUCUAUCAGGACUGGUCUCCCUGGUACCAACAGCUGGUCAGCAGUGAGGAAGCAGUCACAUACUCCUGUGCUAUCAAAGGCUACGAGCAUCUCAGAGCCCCUGAAGUCUCAGUGGAUUCUGUCACAUCGAGCUGCUUUAGUGUGACCUAUGCUAAAGGCAGAAUGUGUUCUUAUCAGGAGAAAUUAGAAGUUGAGCCCUGCUCCAUCACAUAUCCCACAGGUUUAGUUUUCCCAAACUACCACAAACACACAAACACUGCUAUCACCCUGCUCCCUUUCAAGUCACAUUUUCACAGAGUAGAUGAAUAAGCGUCAUUUAUUCUAAUUGUUCAUAGAGUCAAAUCUUUGCUUUGUUGAAAAAAAUCUGUUUUUACCUCCUCAUCGGCACAAUGACUUUAGUCUUAUUGUAAUUUUUCAUUACAACUCUUGUUGUUUAAACAAAGCUUCAGAGUUACCUAUAACUAUUUGUCACAGUAACUAAUGGAGUAAUUAUUUUCUCCUAACAGAAGUACAUGUUCAAAAGACUCCUGCAGGCAAGUUUGUCAAAGUGUGCUGUAAUACCAGCUGUCCUCUGACUGAUUCACAAGCUUCCUACAGUUGGUAUCACAACAAAACCCUCUACACAUCCUCUAAGAAUCCACUUUGUCUAAAUUCCAGUCUCUCUGAUAUAAACUGGUCUUGUGCUGUAAAAGGCUAUGAGGAUCUGUUCUCUGCUGAAGUCUGUAUCAAUGAUAAGAUGUGUUCAAUUGUAAAUUAUGUCAAAAGGAGAAUCUGUGCUCUGCAAGGUUCUUCAGUGAACAUUUCAAGUGAAUACUCUUAUCCUUACAACAAGCAGCCAAAGUCUAAAUUUUGGUAUAAAACAAAGAGAAGUGGUGAGGAGGAAGCUGAAAAGCGGGUUAAAGCUGUUAGUCGUCGUGUGGAGUAUCAUGAUAAGAUGAAGAACCACCACAUCCUGACAAUAAAGAAGCUGAGGAAGAAUGACUCAGCAGAAUACACAUUCAGGCUCCAGCAACACAAUGAAGGAUGGAAACAGUCUGAUCUACCUGGAGUAAUUCUGAUCGUCACAGACCUGAGAGUGAAGUUUACUCCCUCUGCAGAGGUGACAGAGGGUCAGAGAGUCACACUGACCUGCAGUACCAGCUGUCCUCUGACUGAUGACACCAACUACCUUUGGUACAUGAACAGUCGACCUCUGACCCUGCCAGAGAAGCAAACCAAACACCUGGUUCUGGACCCAGUCAGCAGUCAGCAUGCAGGAAAAUACUCCUGUGCUGUUCAAACCCACAACAUCAGCUCAUCUGAAAAGACUCUCACAGUCAAAAAUAAAAUGGGCAAAUGGACACCAGCAGCAGCUGCAGGAGUCUGUGCUGUUCUCCUGGUCAUCAUACCUCUUCCUGUCUUCUUGUGGAUUAGAAAAAAGAGGACUUCCAGACAGUCUCGUAGAACUGAAACCUCAGACAACAUGGAACAGCUAAACCCUGGUCCUGUGUAUGACGAGAUCUCAGCUCAACCAACAGAGAGGGAUGACCUUCACUACAGCACGGUCCACUUCUCUAAGAAACUCACAGAUCAUCUUUACUCCACCGUCCAGCCACAUCAGCCCAGAGAACAGGAGCAUGUCCAUUACGCUGUGGUCAACUUUAGACAUGUCAGGAGCCCCGAGUGAGCAUCUGUUGUCAUUACAAAAGAUUUUGACUCUACAGAAGGAUUUUGAGAGAGAUCAGCAGAGCUCCAGAGUACAGAUCUCUGGUCGUUUAAAAACAUCUCCCAUGAACAGAAACACAUCAGCAAACAGUGGAAAAUAUUACUGCACACACAUCCUGCAAGGGUGCUGAGAAAAUGUAACUCAUUGCACCAGUUACAUUACAUUAUUACUGUCUGAGAUCAUGUGCUGUGAUGAGCAGUCAGGGGUCCCUUUAGCAUGUUAUAUGUGAAUAGAUGGUGUUGUUUCAAUUAUCUGUAUGUUUGUUAAAGCUUCAGAUGUACAAGACAGAACAAAUUAUACUCUUCAUUUCAUUCAUUUCCCUGUGAUAGACAGACAUUAAUCCAUGUGAAAAAGUGAGGGUGGUCACAAUGC
Molecule: messenger RNA, 2097 nt
Organism: Lates calcarifer (barramundi perch)
Lineage: Eukaryota; Metazoa; Chordata; Actinopteri; Centropomidae
Product: carcinoembryonic antigen-related cell adhesion molecule 2-like
Exons: 6
Coding region: 757-1686 (309 amino acids)
Source: RefSeq, a predicted model, not a curated record